Messenger RNA from Sphenostylis stenocarpa, 336 nucleotides. The record is from the annotation of a GenBank genome assembly. NCBI's taxonomy places the organism in Eukaryota, Viridiplantae, Streptophyta, Magnoliopsida, Fabales, Fabaceae.
AUGAAAAUUUAUGGGCCUUUAGAAGCUGCUCUUUUACCCUCACAAGACAAAAGAGCCUUAGCCAAUGAAAGAUAUAAGUCUCAGAUUUGUCACAGGAAGAGCACCCUUAAAGAGGAAACCCUAACUGCUGCAACAGAGACACAAAGUGAGAGAGAUAGAGAGAUAGGGGUGUGGAAACUGAUAAUUAAGUGGCAAAAGCUUAUGAGGGAGAGAAGGCAAACAGCAUUGAGUGGAUGGAGAAGGAAUGGAUGCAAAAGACAAAGUUUGGACAAGGUUUCAGCCAUGAUAGAUAGCUUAAGCAAAGACCUUUAUAAAUUUGUUUUGCUUGAAGAGUAA